Molecule: messenger RNA, 178 nt
Organism: Acaulospora colombiana
Lineage: Eukaryota; Fungi; Glomeromycota; Glomeromycetes; Diversisporales; Acaulosporaceae
Source: the annotation of a GenBank genome assembly
UUCGAGACAGAACAAACAUAUGGGUAAUGGAUCAUCUUCUCAACAGUAUAAUGAUGCUACCCUAGCACCCUUGGCACCGUUCCCAUAUCAGACAGGGCUGAUCAAGAGCUUGUGCUUUCCAUACGAGAUUACUCUCAAACUGAAGGAGCAAGCCGGUUGGGAAAGGUCAGAGGAGUGA